CUUGGUAUGUGAUCCACCUUCUUUUUACUGUUGCUGCUUGCGUCUCCAUCUUGUUUUAGGGCAUCGCUGGCAUUAACGACUGACUUUCAUCCGUAAAUACAUCAAAGUAAAGAUACGGCAUACUUAUAUACUAAUAAUGGCAUCCUGGGAACAAGACGAAGAUGAGGAAGAGACAAUUUGGCAAGAACUAGCAGAUGAAUAUGCAGUGAAGUUAUGGAUUGAAGAACGAGAAACCAAGGAUAGACAGAAUUUAGAAGAAAUGGGUUUGCCAUAUAAUGAUAUCACAACUGGUGGGUUGUCUUAUAAAGUCAGAAAUGGGCUUGUGUACCAAGAAUAUUCUCAAGAAACGACUGGAAAAGCUGAAAAUAGUAGAUCGUCAACACCUGGAGCAAAACAUGUAUGGGGUGUGAUUCAAGGAACAAUGACAUCGUCAACACGACUUAGGCCUGGACAUGGUUCACUUAGGGGAGCAAGGAGGAUAUCACAAUCGCACAGACAAGGAUUUAGUUCUAAUAGAGGAACAUUAACAUCAUCUGCACACCCCAGACAUGGACAGGGUUGUAUGAAUGGAGCAAUGCCAUCUUCAGUACACAGACAUGGACAAGAUUCGUUUCGAGAAGGAAUGACAACAUCACCACCCCUAAGAUGCAAACGGGGUUCAGGUAGAGGAACAAUGAGAUCAGCACACAGACAUGGACAGGGUUGUAUGAAUGGAGCAAUGCCAUCUUCAAUACACAGACAUGGACAAUAUUCGUUUCGAGAAGGAAUGACAACAUCACCACCCCUAAAAUGCAAACGGGGUUCGGGUAGAGGAACAAUGAGAUCAGCACACGGACAUGGACGGGGUUGUAAGAAUGGAGCAAUGCCAUCUUCAGUACACAGACAUGGACAGGAUUCAUUUCGAGGAGGAAUGACAACAUCACCACCCCUAAGAUGCAAACGGGGUUCAGGUAAAGGAGCAAUGGGAUCAUUAGCACACAGACAUGGACAGAGUGUGAUUGAUGAAGCAGUCAUAGCUCAACCUGUAACUGAACUGUCUGAAGGUUAUAUUGGUGAAGCAGUGUCAUUUCUCCGUGUCUACCUCAUCAGAAAAAACAAUCGAACACUUAAUUCCCUGUUUACCCUGAUCCGCCAGAUUCCAGAAUCAAAAUGCAGACCUGAGAUAAAGAACUACCUGGGUUCCAGUUUGAAAACUUUGAAGAGUUUUAUCUCAGACCAGUGUGAAUACUUCAGAGAACAGAACGGAGUUGUAUCUUUGAUGCCUUAUAAGACGAAAGCUGAAAUACAUGAUAUUAUUCGACAUCCAAGACCUACAGGAAACAUCUAUCCACAUCAAAUAGAAGUUAUUAAUGAUGUCAGAAGAUGUGCCUGUCUCAUGCAUGAAUUGUUAUCACAGGAAGUGGUGGCAGUCGACUGUGAAGGGGAAUGUCUAGGUGUGAAUGGUAAGUUGACUUUAGUACAGUUGUCUACAGUCAGAGGCCAAGUGUAUUUGGUUGAUAUCUUGUCUGGUAGUAACAAGGAUCAACUAUUUCAUGCAGGAAGAUUGAAGGAAUUGCUGGAAGAUGUACAUGUAGUUAAGGUUAUGCACAACUGCAGAUCAGACAGUGCAGCACUCUAUUGCCAAUUUGGUGUCACUCUACGUAAUGUUUUCGACACCGAGUGUGCAUAUACUGUUAUAUUGGAACAGCAUAACAUCAAUAAGAGACAAAACAAUCCUGGUAUCAAUCUUAUAUGCGAGCUGUUUGGAGGACACUUCAAUCAGGUAAAUGAAGACAUUAAGUGGAAGAUGGUGCAUGAUAACUAUUAUUGGAGUUAUCGACCAAUGAGCAAACAAAUGAUUGAGUAUGCCGCUGCUGAUGUCUUUGCUUUACUUCCUCAAGUGUACCACAACAUGAGACGAGAAUUGGACCCACGCUGGGAAUCUAUGUUUAUGCAUCUCUGUCAAGAAAAUAUAGACUGUCAUCUCAAGAAAGAAGGACUUGUGUAAUGUUUUGCACUAAAUCUAGCGUGUACUAAGACAUUGUAUACACAUAUGUAAUAGAAAAAAUCACUUACUUAUAAGAUACAUGUAUGCAACUAUGAUAUCCAUGUUUGAAUUCCAUACAUGUAUCAAACCUUUUUGUUAGCAUUACAUAAAACAAGGGACAUUUUUAUUGUGAAAAAAAAGUUCUCAGUAAUACACUAUGAACAUUUUUUUUAUGUAUCACAUCAGUUGCAUAGCUUAUAUUAUAAAUCUUUGAUAGAUCAAAGUGUGU
Molecule: messenger RNA, 2255 nt
Organism: Saccoglossus kowalevskii
Lineage: Eukaryota; Metazoa; Hemichordata; Enteropneusta; Harrimaniidae
Biological process (GO): nucleobase-containing compound metabolic process
Molecular function (GO): 3'-5' exonuclease activity; nucleic acid binding
Source: RefSeq, a predicted model, not a curated record